This is a messenger RNA of Raphanus sativus (radish), 1907 nucleotides long. RefSeq names its product probable acyl-activating enzyme 4. Lineage: Eukaryota; Viridiplantae; Streptophyta; Magnoliopsida; Brassicales; Brassicaceae. The record is from RefSeq and is a predicted model, not a curated record. The transcript has a single exon. The coding region runs from base 63 to 1703 and encodes 546 amino acids.
AAAGUGAUAACUUAAAAACACAUUAUAGUGAAACGAUCUAAGACAAUAAGACAUUAUCAACUAUGGAACUUUUACUCCCACACCCUUCAAACUCAUCACCUCUCACUGUUCUCGGCUUCCUAGAACGAGCCGCCUCCGUCUACGGCGACUCUCCUUCCCUCCUCCACGCAACCACCGUCCAUACUUGGUCCGAGACUCACUCUCGUUGUCUCCGCAUAGCUUCGACUCUAUCUUCCUCUUCCCUCGGGAUCAACCGUGGCCAAGUCGUAUCCGUUAUUGGUCCCAACGUUCCUUCCGUCUACGAGCUUCAGUUCGCGGUUCCAAUGUCCGGGGCCAUCCUCAACAACAUCAACCCUCGCUUAGACGCUAACGCCCUCUCAGUCCUUCUGCGUCACAGCGAAACCAAGCUCGUUUUCGUCGACCACCACUCGAGUUCUUUGGUUCUUGAAGCUGUCUCGUUCUUGUCCAAGAACGAGAAGCCACGCCUCGUCCUACUCCAAGAUGACGUCAACAACAUGACGUCGCUGUCUUCUGACGUGGAGUUUCUAGACACGUACGAAGGUGUCAUGGAGAGAGGAGACGCGAAGUUCAAGUGGGUGCGUCCUAGCAGCGAGUGGAACCCAAUGGUGCUUAACUACACCUCCGGAACGACGUCGUCUCCUAAAGGUGUGGUGCUCAGCCAUCGUGCCGUUUUCAUGAGCACGGUUAACUCUCUGCUCGACUGGUCUAUGCCUAACCGGCCGGUUUACCUCUGGACGUUACCGAUGUUUCACGCUAACGGCUGGAGCUACACAUGGGGCACAGCCGCUGUUGGGGCUACAAACAUAUGCCUUAGAAGAGUUGACGCAAAGACUAUCUACGAGUUGAUAGACGAGCAUCACGUGACACACAUGUGCGCUGCGCCGAUGGUUCUCAACAUGUUAACUAAUUAUCCAGCUCGGAGACAGCUUAAACAGCCUGUUAGGGUUAUGACAGCUGGAUCUCCUCCGCCGGAGACGGUUAUCUCCAGCGCAGAGAGUCUAGGUUUUGAUGUUGGUCACGGUUACGGGCUGACAGAAACUGGCUGUCUGAAUGUCUCGUGCGCGUGGAAGCCUGAGUGGGAUGGUUUGGAGGCAAGUGAGAGAUCAAAACUGAAAUCAAGGCAAGGGAUUAGAACAGCUGUGUUUGCGGAUGUUGACGUGAGAGACACGCUAACGGGUAAAAGCGUGAAGCACGAUGGAGUAACCGUGGGAGAGAUCGUCUUCAGAGGUGGUUCGGUCAUGCUGGGUUACUACAAAGACCCUGAAGGUACCGCGGCGAGUAUGAGAGAAGACGGGUGGUUCUACACGGGAGACAUGGGUGUGAUGCACCCGGACGGUUACUUGGAAGUCAAGGAUAGAUCAAAGGACGUGAUCAUAUGCGGAGGGGAGAACAUCAGCAGCACUGAAGUUGAGACGGUUCUGUACACGAACCCUGUGGUUAAGGAAGCGGCUGUGGUGGCUAAGCCAGACAAGAUGUGGGGAGAGACACCGUGCGCGUUCGUGAGCUUGAAGUCUCGUGACGGGGUAAUUGUGUCUGAGAAAGAGAUAAGAGAGUUCUGCAAGAGGAAGCUGCCAAAGUAUAUGGUUCCAAGGAAUGUGGUUUUUCAGGAGGAGCUUCCUAAGACUUCUACUGGAAAGAUUCAGAAGUUUCUUCUCAGACAAAUGGCUAAGUCUAUGCCUUGAUGAAGAACAAUGUUUGAUUUGUUGUGUUAUUAUUACAUUGUAUGCUGUUACCAAGUUCUACUCUCUACCUAAAUUACAAGUCUGGUUCAUUAGUUUGACGCUGUUCCUGUCCUGAUGUCUGAAGAUGUUCUCUCUUCUUUACUAGUUAUUUUGCAGCUUGUACCUCUUUGGAAUGGUUAUAAAUAACCAAUGUUUUAAGAAUCA